Messenger RNA from Lagopus muta (rock ptarmigan), 9077 nucleotides. RefSeq names its product T-box transcription factor 19 (gene TBX19). Gene Ontology annotation, biological process: positive regulation of DNA-templated transcription; mesoderm formation; heart morphogenesis. Bases 4393 to 5673 code for a protein of 426 amino acids. The transcript has 8 exons. NCBI's taxonomy places the organism in Eukaryota, Metazoa, Chordata, Aves, Galliformes, Phasianidae. Gene Ontology annotation, molecular function: RNA polymerase II cis-regulatory region sequence-specific DNA binding; DNA-binding transcription factor activity, RNA polymerase II-specific. The record is from RefSeq and is a predicted model, not a curated record. Gene Ontology annotation, cellular component: nucleus.
UUUAUCACCAGCCUGACUAGAUCAGGAAUUUUUUUUUUUUUAAGAAACAAGAAAAAUUGCUCUGAAAAGCUUCCCAUGCUUUCUGAGCUGAUGUUGGUUGUAACAGCAGGCAGGGAGGUGCUACUUGAGCAGGGUGACUGAAUAACUGCUAAAAACAUACCUGGCUGAAGUUAUUGAAACUGUCCUCUCCACCACCCCGGCAAUAAUGAAAAGGCUAAUCUUCUCUAAGUCUCUUAUAACCCAUCAAUCUCUUAAGGGUCUGGAUCUGUGAUUAAAAACAGAGGGAAAGCAGCUGUCUUUUUAUCCUCUCGUAAUUAUUCCUUGGUCGUCAAUAGGUGUUGAUUUCCUGGGAGUGUCAUGGUGAUAGAGGUUACGUUUCCCUGUGUUGUUGGGACUCAAUGUUCAGGGGUGUUGGUUGUUUGAGUGCUCCACUGAGAGCCCUGGGGAUGGAAAGCGUGAGUCUUGUUCUCUGUGAUUUCACUGCAUCGUGAAGGUUUGGCUUAUUUUGGAAACGUGCACCUAAAGGCCAAAAAACAGCUAUCCAGUGUCAAGGCAAGGAGGGGCCUCUUUAAUUACCUUUUCUCUAUUUUUUUUCUUCUGCUGUAUCUCACCAGCUGGUGGUAGGAAUGGGUUUUAAAAUGAUUUUAAUUAGAAAGUCAAAACCGGCGACUUGCUUUUUACCGCUGAAACUUGGUGAAUAAAUUUCAGUAAGUGUUUCAGGUUUGUUCUGUCAUUGCUGUUUCCUUGUUGCUGCAAUUAAAAGUACGAGUAGCUAAAUUCUUAUUGGUAAAUCCUGGACACGACUAGAGAUGUCUCUAAGUGUUGUACUUGCACUUUUGACUAGAAGGGGUUAGUUCUGGGAGGCUGUGAGCCACAAGGUGGCCGCUUCCUGGUCAGUAGCACCUUGCUCUCUCCAUGGGGCUCCAGAGGAAGUUUUCAAUGUCUUCCUACUUCCUGAGACAUCCAUACCCAUCUACUUGUUUAAUUGCACAGCUACAGAUGUCAAGUGCAAGAGGACAAAUUCACGCUGUGUCCUACUUUUAGUGGCAAUGACUAUCAGUCACCUUGUUACUCUAUUACUUGGUAAGUGCAGUUACUUUUUCCUUCAAAUAUGAAGUACGGGAAGACUUUCAGCUAAGAAAGAACCCAUCUGAUAACUGAGAAUGGGUUAUUUUUAGUGUCCCAGGAGUACCCAGUGAUGUUAAUCCAUUUGUGUCUCAUUUUCAGCAUCUGCAGACUUGGAAAAAUUUGUCUCUCGAGAAGGGAGAAGGGAGAAGGAAUGUUUAGGAAGUAUUCAAGUUUAUUAUUUAGGUGAACAAAGGAGGCAUUUAAAAUGUAAAGGAUGUCCCCCAAAACAGGCCAGUUAUUUGUAAUAAAGAAUUCCACCCUUAGUAUUUUCUAGAAAUGAAAAGUCAACAAUAAGCAAUGAAGUCUAUGAAUCUAUUGCUUUGGUUUCUCUCCUGUAGCCCCUCCUCAUGGCAACUGCCUGUAUGUAAGGCAGACCAGUGUAUGAUGUGAUGAAGACCAAUGCGUGAGGUGGGAUUCAUAUGGAUCUGGAUGUGUAUUUUUGAGUAAAACCUGUGCCAUGGUUAUAUUAAGCUGAUGACUUUUCUUGCAUGCAUGCAAAUUUGUUAUUUCUUUGGCUAAUUCUGGGCUGUAAAUAUACAUCAGUGGUGAGAUGCGCCUUGUGAAUAUACUGCUACAUGCAUCACCAAUUGCUCUUAGAGCCCGAACUCUUAAAGCUGAAAUACCUUCCCCAUGCUCAAAAACAGCAAUUGGCCUAUGCCAUGAGCCAACCACAGGUAACUACUCUCUUUGGAAAAUACUGAGGUUGCACGUAUCUUGAGCUACAGUAACAAAGUUAUAAAUUUAAAAUUAAAACCGUGUGAAAAUGAAGUAUUUUAAAAGAGAUUUUUCUUUCUUUCUUUCUUUCUAUGAGAAAAUUUUUGAUGACCAAGCAUCUUAAGUGGUAAGUGAAAGCAACCAAGUGUACCUCACUUUUGGUAUCUCAGUGCAUUUCAUUGUGGAGGAUGCAAGUUUUAAUAUUUGAAACUACAAAGAAAAUGCCUUUGUGCCUCUCCUGCAGUCACAAAAAAACCCAAACCAAAACAAAAAAAACAAAUCUGUAAAAAUCCAGUCUUAUUGAUUAAAAAUUAACCCCAAAACUUCCUAGUGUACAAUAUUUCAUGUAGCUCUGAUUCCCGCCUUUAUUAACAUUUUGUAAUGUUGUGAAAGCAACACAACUAUUUCAUGGUCUCUUAAAUGUUUGCUGUGCCAUUUGAUCUCGUGUGGCAUGUGCAGGGAAAAAUGAUAGAGCUUCUCUCUCCUUUUUGAGCAUCUGAAAAAGAAAGCCCAAGCACUAAUCAGUGUUUGUAAUUCAGUGUUACACCAUGUUACCUGAUAAGCAAUUAUUUUUCCAGAUGCCAAGUGGCACACUUCAAAGUACCUAAAUAUCCUGUAGAUUUUAAUGUACGUUCUUCGUUUGCUCAGCAGUGAAAGGAGGCUGGUUAGUAACUAGGAGUUGCUAUUUGCUUAGGCCUGGUACAGACAGACACCUUUCACAAGGUGAGUUGACUGAUAAUCUAGUUAAAAUGUUAUGAGCUGACUAUUCAAACAAGGUAUGUAAAGACUGGGAAGAUGAAAGAAGGAAGAUGUGUCAGAGUGCAAAGUUCCCAGUUGGGAUGAUUGGGAUUAUAGAUGCAAAAAAUGCGUCACAGCUGCAUGACUUUCCCUUCCUGUGGUGUUGAGAUUCUGGGCAGUGAGUGCUCGCCUAAAGUCUCCUUUGUUCUGCACAACAUCGUGUUGCUGCACACGUGCAGCUGUGCUGUUUUGAGGACUUGGAAUCAGUAUCCUCACUCUGGCUCAAUGUUGAGGGAUUAGUAGGACUACUUUCCAAAAAAGGUGCUGUAUGACACAGAUAGUACCUACAAACUCUGGCUGUUGCUGGUGAGGGAGAUGAUACCUCGUGGGUUUUUGCGCUGCGAGAUAAGUUCAGCCUUGUUAAAGGAUGGAUUUAAUUUAAAUCAUGUUUUAUAGUUUGUCUGACACUUUCUUGUCUGUAUAAAUGUCAUCAGUGGUGCACUGUAGAGCCCCAAACCAAAUCAUUUCAUUGCUUAGAAAGCUGGAAGCACAGAAAUUCAACAAGGGCUCUUGAGUUAAACAAACACAAAGUUCUAAGUAAGUAGGUAGAAAAUAUAUUUCUCUAAAAAGAAAUGCCCAAAGUUCAUUUUCAUAGCCAAGUCCCUGACUAUGUCAUGUCUAACAGACCAGAAAUUUCCCAGAUGCUAUUGGAGCUAAAUGCAUCCGGAGGAAUUAGGCACUCAAGUGCCUUAUGUGCUAAAGUCCAAUGUUUAUGGAUCAGUGGUAUUCACAUAACUUUCACUUAACUCUGUAGCACAGAACUGGACCCAGUUUUCUCAGAUCCCUGUCUCACUGCUGAAGUUGAUGGAUUUCUUGGUAUAAUAGUGGCUUCUUUUACAACUGUCCUUUGUGGAAAGUAUAUGCAGUUCAAAGAGACUUGCCAGAUAAGGCCUCAGGCUGAGAGGAGAGGGAAUGGCGGUUUUAGGAAUGAUGAGGGAGCUUUUGGAUGAAGCAGACCUUGAGUAUGUCAGCAGUGCCAGGCCUCAAGACAGUUAUGUCUAUACCCAGCCUCAGAAGUGUGGGAUCUGUCCCUAGAAAUGCAUCCAGAAGGAAGUAAAAGUACUUUAAGGUGCCACAGACAUUCUGUGAAUGAAACUGGGGUCCAAGGGAUGGACAGAGCAGGAAUCAACAGUGGAGUGUAAGGAUGCUACUUUUUCCUUUUGCAAUCUAACAUGUUAAUUUAGGAACUUGGAGAUUGUUGAGUAAUGAAGUUAAUGCGUUUAUUCAACAUGCUGGGUGAAAAUAAGGCUAUCCUCUUCUAUCUUUAAGACUGUCUUCUCUGUUUAACUGUCUUGACUGUUACUAGCUCCUUCAGCUAGAGUCCGCAUCAGCGAGAAUGCAAUUUCCAUGCAUUGUUUCAGUCUGGAAAUGAAAUAAUUUUCAUUAAUGGAAACCUGGUUCUCAAGCAGAACAAUUAGACCCACUUCAGGUUGAAAAAAGAUAAAAGCAUGCUAAUUUGGAUGGAGGACUCUUCUUUCAAGGCAGCCAAUUGAGUCAUCAGCCUGCCACCCACCUGACCGUCUGACAGGUAAUUAGGAGAUAGUCCUUUUUUUUGUGUGGAGUGUGUGCAUAAACCUGCACACGCUGGUGUCACUGCCCAUUGGGACUUCCAGAGGAACGAGCUAGUCAGUGGCAAAAGAGUGAGGAGGGCACGUUUCUCAGGCUGUGCCCAACGAUCUGACUUGCUUUUUGAUUUAGCUUCCUAUUUCUGUCUUUUAACAGCCACCCCAAGUUUCUGGCAGUAAAGUCAUUAUGGCAGACCUGGGUUGCAAAAAGCCCACUGACUGCACCGUCUCCAGGCUGCUCAGCGUCGUGGAGAGUGAACUCCGGGCAGGGAGAGACAAAGGUGACCCCACUGAGAAGCAGCUUCAGGUUGUCUUAGAGGAUGCUACCCUCUGGCAGAGAUUCAGAGAAGUCACCAACGAGAUGAUUGUGACCAAGAAUGGCAGGCGCAUGUUCCCUGUUUUGAAGAUCAGCGUAUCAGGCUUGGACCCCAACGCCAUGUAUUCUUUCCUGUUAGACUUUGCCCCGACUGAUGGCCACCGCUGGAAGUACGUCAAUGGAGAAUGGGUGCCAGCUGGGAAACCGGAGCCACCAAACCACAGCUGUGUCUACAUCCACCCAGAUUCUCCCAACUUUGGGGCCCACUGGAUGAAAGCCGCCAUCUCCUUCAGCAAAGUCAAACUUACCAACAAGCUCAAUGGGAGUGGGCAGAUAAUGUUGAACUCCCUGCAUAAAUACGAGCCUCAAGUACAUAUAGUUCGUGUAGGAGGCCCCCACCGGAUGGUGAUGAACUGUUCCUUCCCUGAGACUCAGUUCAUAGCUGUGACUGCCUAUCAAAAUGAAGAGAUAACAGCUCUCAAAAUCAAGUAUAAUCCCUUUGCCAAAGCCUUCCUGGAUGCAAAAGAAAGAAACCAUCCCAAGGAUGCACCAGAAGCAGUCUCUGAAGGUCAACAUAUGACAUACUCUCACUUGGGUGGCUGGUUGAUUUCCAACCCAGAUACAGUGUGUGCAUCAGGAAGCUCUAAUUACCAGUAUACUGCACCUUUACCUUUGCCAGCUCCACACACUCCCCAUGGCUGUGAGCGAUAUUCAGCACUGCGAGGGCAUCGGGCUGCUCCAUACCCACCUUCCUACAUGCAAAGAAAUCAUUCACCUACAGUGAAUAUUUUGGAGAGCUCCAGCAAUAAUCUUCAGGUAUUCUCAGGACAUGACAGCUGGACUUUACCAUCCUCUCCACAUGCUAAUUUGCUCUCCGUGCCACACACCAAGGGAGCUGCCAGCCCGGGGCCCAGCCAUUACCCUUGCCUGUGGUCAGUGAGCAACAGUGCUGUAAGUGUCACCAACCCAGGAAGUGAGGUGAACAGCAACACUUCAAGCAUGUUUUUAAGGGGUAAUGUACCCUUACCAACUACAUCUUCAUCCGUCCAAAUCCCUCUGCAGGCAACUGCGUCUGGCAGCAUGGAAACACAAGGGGAAGCCCCUCUAGUCAGACUUGUCGACUCUGCGUGGACGUCCUCACACUCCUUUUAAUGGACAGGCAGCUCAAAAGGAAAGCUCAGCCAAACAAGAGAGAAACAAAUGGCAAAUGGCAAAGGAUCCCCAGGAACUGAGCUCAGAACAGGGAUGAGUACGCAGAAUACUCCCCAUCAAGCAUCACUUUCCAUAAUGUAUCUCUUGUAUGCCAGAGAAACCAAAAUGCAUAAUGCAGAGGAGGGAAAUCGUAGGGGAACUGGCUUAUUACUGUAACCUUCCUGCAUUAUUGAGAAUGAUAUCCAGAAAGAAUCUUUAUAGUUGGCUUUGCUCCUUCCUCACAUCAAAAUGAUCAGAGAUAUGGGACUGACCGAAGCAGACAUGGCAGCUGGAUAUUUGCACGUCGUUUUAGAAGGGCCCUUUCUGAAACUGAAAGCCAAGUCCAUGAAAAUUGUGGACAAAUUUGCAACCAUUGAUUUGAAGUGACAGGGCUGCUUUAAAGGCUUUCUGAAUUUGUCACAUGAAGGUUUCCUGAAACUAAGCUUUUUAGAGGGGUUGAGAUUAGUCUGACACCCUAAUUCAGCUUGCAUAUGGUAUUCUCUGUCCCUUUCCUUUCUUCAGCUCUUGUGUGCUCUUUCUGUGUUAUAGGGAUAAAGGACAAUGCUCAAGCUGAGAAAGCAGCUGCAUUAUAGCAGCAGGUGAAGGGCGUCUGGUUUAGCAUUUAUAGUCUAAUGUUAAAUGAAAAGUUCUGAUGUUUUCUGCAUGUGUUAUUUUUGAGAGGACGGAGGGAAAGUAAUUCUAGAAAAAAAAAUCAGCUUACAUUUCCACUUUGCUUCAGGCAGAGUACUAAUAAAAUAUGAAUCAAUGGUGUGUUACGGUUUCAGUGCAUUUCCAAGGUGUAAAUGUGCAAACCAAUCAUUUUUACUUACUAACCUCUGAGAGAAUUUAAAUUAGCUCCACCAGAAACACGUUGUCAGGAGUCUUCUAUUGCUCUGCCAAUUACUAGCCAUAUGAUCUUAAGCAUGGCAUUUCAUAUUUUUGUACCUGUUUUCCCUUUCACUUUCUGUUUGUUCUUUUGUUUGUUUGUUUGUUGAAGAGCUUCCUUUUUCAGGUUGUUGCUUUUCCUUUCCCAUGAGAGAGUACAACAUCUAUCACAGCAGAAGUCUGAUCCUGUCAGCGAUAUCCAACUACUAAUAGUAUAAAGCAAAUAAUAACUUACUCACUCGGAUAUUCCUUCUUUACUUCCUCAGUCAAUCCCCAUUCACUGCUUUCAUCCACAGAGUGGAUGAAAAGAGCUAUGCACUAAGAAAGGAAGUGAGCAGCAGUAAAACAUGUUAAUGUGAAUUAUAAGCCAUGCUCCUGCCUUGUACUCCAUGCUGAUGUACAUUUUCCUUUCUGAGUCUCUGUCAACUGCAGAAACCCCAUGCAAUGUCAGACAGCAUGUGUGAAGGUGGUGGGUUUUUUCAAGUUCUUAGGCCUGAAUCAUACCCUCAAGGCUCUUUCAGUGCUAUGCAGUUUCAUGACAUCCCCAGCUGGCAUUUUAGAUUUACUGCAGGCAAGGCACUACACCAGAACGCACUUAAGAUGCUAUUAGUUUUAGUAAUGUGUGCUGUUCUUAGCUGAAAGCAAAGCCAUGAAGUUGUUUCAGACAUGCAUUUCUGUUGAAAGAGGCGUUGCUCAAACAGGAGCUAACAGCAGAAGGUGAAAAGCUCUGUAGCCUGCUAUUAAUCUAAUUGUUGACAGUUCUAACUUAAAUCUUCCUUUCCAAAUUCUAUCAAAUUUCUCAGCAUUGCCUUUCUCUACCUUGCAGCCAGAAAUGUCAGUAGAUGUUUCUCUCGCAAAUAGCUCUGCUUUACCACCAGAUGAAGCUGAUUAAUUAACGUAUACUACCCUCUUCUGGCUGCUUGGAUCCCCACAGCAGGUGCUGAGUCUACAUUAAAAUGUCUAUAGAUGCUAAAAAAAGGCAAGUGACGACUUUUCUGUGUGCCACAACUUGCUACGCUUCCUUCACGGUUAAUGGGUUGGAUAAUUGCUUAGCUUUCCCUCGAACUGCAUUACAGUAACAGAUAAAUGAUCGUAAGAAGUUAGUUAUGCAAACGGGAAUUUUAUUUCACAAAUAAACAACCUGGGAGAAAAUCCAAUUAGCUUUCCUGAUAGCCCUGCAGGAGGACUGAGAGGGCUGAUAAAGGAUCAGAACGAUCAGGCAGAAGAAUCAAUUUCCUUAUUGCUGUAAAAGCAGCCGUGAUUUGUGUCACAGAAAGUUCUGACGUCUGAGGAGCAAACUAAGUUUUUGUCGUUGCAGAGUCUGGUUUAGCCUGAGGAAAGGCACAGCAAAAUAAAACCAGCCCAAUGCCUCGAAACACUGUUGCUUUGAUAACUGCUUUUAGAACUGGGCUCUGGCAAGGGAUGGUUUGCUUCUAAGAAGCAGUAGUCGCACUGGGGAUAGCUUUUACCACCGGUCAACAAGGAAGAAACGCCACUGUAAAUUUGCAGGUCUCAUUUCCACAGCACAGUGCCAUGCCCUGCGUGCAGCCGCCGGCUGGGGUGCACACAGCACUCUCCUCCCUGGGCAAGAAGGCCCUUCAAAUAUAAACCAUCCCCCUCAUGGCACACCGCCAUUUUGGGUCGGACAGACCUCUGCUUCUAUCAGAAAUAGCCAAGCAUUUCUGACUGAUACCUUUCACUUUCUGCUCUACCCGAUGACUGAAAGUGCAGAAAGAGAAGGAAGAGCUCCCUGUUUUCGUAUAUUCUGACAGACACUUCUCUGCAAGUCUCCAGUGAGCACACACCUGUGGCACUGAGGCAGGCCACACCCUUCCGCCUGCUGGGGUGCCGCCAUUUUAGGCAGUCGAUAGGACAGAUGAGUGUGGCUGCAGCUCCUCAAGUAACCUGCAUUUUAAGCCUGUGAGGAAAGCUGGUUCUUUGUGAUGCAGGUGAGCUGGCAGCCUAUGUGGCCUCAACCUAAAAAGCCACAAGUGGGGCCCCUCCUGUGCCUCACCCUCUGCUUGCCAAUUCUCCAUCCUUCUCUCUCAUCCAGUAGGAAUCCCCUGGGUGCCACCUUAUGCUCCUGCCCAUACCCCAACAGAAGAGCAAUGCAGCUUCCAAUUUUCCAGUCCACUACUGUGGAGUUUUUAGGGAAUGUCCUUUUGCUCACUGACAGGUAGAGGACCAGACAUCAUGCAUGUACCAGCAACUGAAGUCUCCAGCUCAAAUGCUUCUUGGUGAGGUGCUUCCAGCCCUGGGCUCCCAUCCAUCAGGGGAGACCAAGCAGCAGUAACUUCCUCAGAAGGAGUUUUCAUGCCUCACAUCCUCAGUGUACCCUGUUCCCCCUUCAGUGGGCUGCAAAACCUUCCCUCCACAGGAACCCAUGCCACUCCGAGGUCAGCUGGUCUGCCCAACUUUGUCCGUCUGUAACUGAGGUAUUUUCAGCUUCUCUUUUGUUUAGAAAGUUUCAUAGCCUGUUA